This is a messenger RNA of Pyricularia grisea, 3980 nucleotides long. RefSeq lists its product as uncharacterized. Bases 665 to 3523 code for a protein of 952 amino acids. Gene Ontology annotation, molecular function: calcium channel activity; calcium ion binding. Gene Ontology annotation, cellular component: membrane. The record is from RefSeq and is a predicted model, not a curated record. The transcript has 2 exons. Lineage: Eukaryota; Fungi; Ascomycota; Sordariomycetes; Magnaporthales; Pyriculariaceae. Gene Ontology annotation, biological process: intracellular calcium ion homeostasis; calcium ion transmembrane transport.
UUUUCAAGGAUCACAUCUUCAGCCCACGCGCCGCUUGGAUCUGAUCCCUUAUUUUUAUUUUCCCUGUUUUCCCUUAUUCUCUUUUUUUUUUUUUCUUUGUCUCUGUACAGAUAUCAAUCAUUCUACGUCGCCUCUCUCGUUUGGUUUUGAUUUACCUCUCUCCUUGUUUCUUUUUACCCUUCGAGGUUGACGUUCGUUCAUCGCAGCAUUGACCUUCAAAAUCUCUGCCUCUCUGUGCUGUCGAUCUAGAAUUGACUGACGUCUUCGAAUGAGAUAAAAAAAAAGCCGACGAGUCGGAUCUUUUGUCCAGCAUCCCCACGAUCCGUCCUUUUGGCUUGCUUUGUCUAACCUCCAUUCAUCCCUUUAAUAACCUCCUCCUUUGGUGGUCAGCUCACAUUCUCCCGAGAUUUACCAGCUCACAUCAUCAAGAGAUCUGGAAUCUCAUUUCGUUAUCUUGUGUUUAUUUUUCUUCUCUCAUUGGGCGUAGCAUUCGACAACCGAAGAGGCACGAGCUAAGCAAGCCCCGCAAUUCACCACACUCAGCCACUACUACUCAGGCACCGAAACAUUUGUUACUGUCAUAGGCCCUCGACAGGGAGCUUUGUCUCAGAAGCGCCAGGGACUUCCCUCGUUGGAGAGACCUCCCAACUCGGUGAACUAUAUUAUGGCUGCCCCUACAUCUCCUAGAAACCCCCAGAGGAUGGGUUUUAUGCCCAUUAAUGGCGGUCGUGGCUCCGACGAAGACGCCGAUAUUCCGCUUUCAACCAUCCGAACUGCCAGCUCUACUGGCGCCCGCAAACCUAACCAAGCAAUUGAGACGAACAUGAUGGCCAGCGAGAAAGAGCCCGGCCUCGGCCCGGGUCGUCGAAGGCUGAAGAAAGGUCUUGCCGACCAGGGCCGCCGAGGCACUGGCGGGACCGAUGAUGUCGCCCUCAACGCCAUGGGCCGCCUCUACUACAAAAUUAUAGGAUUUUCGGUCGUCACUCGUUACCUCGUCUACAUUGUCCCCGUUGGUCUCCUUCUGCUCAUACCAAUUAUCGUCCUAAUCGCCACCGGUAACAUUUCCGACGACAAGAUCCGUGUUGGUGGUGAUGAGGGCCCAGCUCUCUACCGACUAUUCGUCUGGAUCAUGGCGUCAUGGCUAGGCCUGUGGGCUGGCAAGAUUGUUGCUCACCUGUUACCUCCCAUCUUCAUGUUCUUCUGCGGUGUCGUCAGUUCCGGCACCAGGAAGUACGCCACCGUCAUCCGCGCUCUCGAAAUCCCGCUUUCACUCUUUUUCUGGGCCCUGGUCUCAUGGCUGCUUUUCCGAUUCCUGUUUCCCGAUGGCCAACCGCUCGACAGCAUCCAAUGGAUCAAUGUCAUGAAGAGGAUCCUCGGUGCACUUUUUGUCUCCUCGGCCGUCUUCCUGGGCGAAAAGACGAUCGUGCAGCUGAUCAGCAUCACUUACCACCAACGUUCAUUCGCCAACCGCAUCAAGGAUUCCAAGCGUGAGGUCUACCUGCUUGGCCUUCUCUACGAUGCCUCGCGUACUCUGUUCCCCAUGUACUGCCCGGAGUUCAUUGAGGAGGACAGCAUCAUCAACGAUAGUCUCGAUGUUAUGCUCAAGAAGGUCAAGGGCACAGGAUCAGCAACACCGAUGCGUCUCAUUGGAAACGUUGGUGCCAACGUCGGUCGCUUGGGUGACAAGAUCACCUCUGUUUUCGGAAACGUUGCAUCUGAAAUUACGGGAAAGCAGGUUUUCAACCCCAACUCGUCCCACUCCAUCUGUGUCGAGGCUCUUGAGAAGGUCAAGACUUCUGAAGCACUGGCCAAGCGUAUCUGGAUGUCAUUCGUCGUUGAGGGCAGUGACAGUCUCUCGCAGGAGGACAUUGAGGAGGUUCUCGGCCCCGAGCACAAGGAGGAAGCCGAAGAGUGUUUUGCCGCCAUUGAUGCGGACCAAAACGGUGACAUCAGCUUGGACGAGAUGGUGCGCAAGGUUGUCGAGAUUGGUAUCGAGCGCAAGGCCAUCGCCAACAGCAUGAAGGACAUCAGCCAGGCUCUCGCCGUCUUUGACGAGAUCCUGCUCUUCAUCGUUGCUCUCAUUGUCAUCUUCAUUUUUCUCGCUUUCUUCCAGAGCACCUUCAUCACCACUCUGGCCACUGCCGGUACUGCCUUGCUCUCACUUUCUUUCGUUUUCGCCGUCACCACUCAGGAAUUCUUGGGUUCCUGCAUCUUCUUGUUUGUGAAGCACCCGUUCGAUGUCGGUGACCGCGUCGACAUCACCGGACCGGAGAAGGAGCAGCUCAUUGUCGAGCGUAUCUCUCUGCUUUACACCGUCUUUACCCGCAUUGACAAGAUGCAGGUAGUCCAGGUUCCCAACAUCGUACUCAACAAUCUUUGGAUCGAAAACGUUACUCGUAGCAAGGCCAUGAAGGAGACGAUCGAUGUUAAUGUCUCGUUUGACACUACCUUCGAGGACAUCGAGCUUUUGCGUAUGGAGAUGGAGAAGUUCGUUCGUCACCCCGACAACGCAAGAGAUUUCAUGCCCGAUUUCAGCAUUUCCGUUGGCAGUGUGGGCGAUUUGGACAAGAUGACGCUCAAGAUUACUAUCAAGCACAAGUCAAAUUGGCACAACGACGCUGUGCGUGCCACUCGCCGCUCCAAGUUCAUGUGCGCCCUGGCCCUGGCACUCAAGCGUAUCCCGAUCCUAGGCCCCGGUGGUGGUGGCGAGCCUCUUGGUGCACCCACCAACCCUGCGUACUCUGUAGCCGUUUCCGACGGGUUCGCAAGCGACGCCCGUGACAAGGCUGAGAUGGCCAAAGACGCUGCCAGGAUGGUGCCUACCAAGACCUUUAGUCGCAGCGGAUCUUCUGCUAGCCAGAAGUCGAGGAGGGAGAAGGAGUCUGCAAACGAGCUGAACUCGCCGGUGGAUGUAGCCAGACAAGCGGCUGCAGGUUACGGCAACAGAGACGGCGACAUGCUCGAUGACAUGAGCCCCGUCGAUCGACAGCGUACAAACGACCUCACGAAUCUCCGCAAGGAUAUGAUCACCAAGAACCAGAGCCAGCGGGGCCGUCGCCAGGCAGGACAGACGUUGCCACCGCAGUCUCUUGGUGAGACAGGGCCUCGCUUGACGUUGACGCGCGAGGAGAGCAACCCGAGCCGCAGCCCUAGGUUCGAUGUCGAAUCGCAGACUGGCGGGCUGUCCCCAGGAAUGGGAAGCCCCGGAUUUGGUACACCAGCGGCGGGUGGCAACGCCACAUUCGCCGGGAAUCCUUACUACUCGAGCACCACGACCACUCUAGGUGGAGGACAGGCCCAGCAAGGCUACAGCGUCUUCCCUAGGCCAGCGGGCAGCUCUUCCCCGCCCUCGAGCAGCACCAACUUCGCUGGCCUUCAGGCACCACCCUCGGGAGCCCACCCACUCCAGAGUGCGCCAACCACGGGAUCACGAGCCAGAGGCCAGAGCGUCUCGUCGACACGCGACCUGACCGCACAACGGCCUUCCCAACAACAGGGCGGCGGUCCAGGCGGUCGGGUUUAGAUGACAAGAUGAGAGAUGGAUGAUGAAGUUCUCCGAGAGGAUCAUAUUCAAAACACAAAAAAUCACAAAACAAAGGCUCUUUGAGAGUUCUGUUCUGUAAUAUCUAUUCUAGUUCUUUUUUUUUUUUCAUGACAUUUGAUGACGGUGCGGGGAUUUAGAAUCGGGGUAAACCCCUGGAAGAUGCCUUCCUUGCAUAGCGGUCCAAGGGACAAGGCCCUUGGUAUAAGGGUCAGCUUGCAUACCGAUGGGACAGAGUCCUGUUGUUCAUUAUUUUUUAACAAAAAGAAUUGAGCAUUUCGAUUUUCUUCCCAUUCACUGUUAUCUGGUGUCGUGUUGUUCGUUUCUGCCACUAUCGGUGAUAAACAGUACUACGGUGUCAUAGUUGAGUGAUGUUCGACAAGUGACUUGGUAGUUAUAGACAGUGAAGCCACAGUAGCUGCGUAUAGAUGAGUCGUAU